This is a messenger RNA of Penicillium pulvis, 579 nucleotides long. RefSeq lists its product as uncharacterized. NCBI's taxonomy places the organism in Eukaryota, Fungi, Ascomycota, Eurotiomycetes, Eurotiales, Aspergillaceae. The record is from RefSeq and is a predicted model, not a curated record. The transcript has 2 exons. The coding region runs from base 1 to 579 and encodes 192 amino acids.
AUGCCUCUCCCUACGAUCCUCGAACACGAACCCACCUCGUUGAACGAGAUGAUGGUUCAGGGAAACCUAAGAGCUUCAUCUCUCCCAAAGCGUGCACGCAAAAGUGAGGCAAAGCUUGCAAAGGCUUCAGCCCUGAUGGCGGCUCUCCCAUCGCCUAUCCACCCCUGCAGCCGACCCAUGACCCCCGACUCACUGUUCGGGGAGAUAACGGAUCCCAAAUAUGCUGCCUGCCCGGUUCCAGACGAGCCCAUAUCCCCCAUCUUCAUCCAUUGCAUGAACUGCUGGAGAAAGGAUCAUCCAACUGAGAGUAACAAGUGUGAAUUUCAAAAGCUGCGGAACUACUGGAAGUCAGAGCACGAGGAAGAGCUGGCCAAGCAUAAUAGUCACUCGAAGGCUCAACUCGCGUUUCUUGCCGCCGGGUAUCACCAGUUACAAGCCAACUAUGCUACCAUUCUGGCUCAUCUCGAGUACCUAGAGUUCGAAAAUUCGCAGCUCCGAGCUGCGAACAUUCAGCUCCACGCUGAUAUGUUUUAUUCUCGUCCCCGGAGGGCGUUGGAUUCGCAGAUCCGCACCCCGUAG